AUGUCGUUCUCCAACGCAGACACCGGCAGCAAGACCGCCGACCCCUACAAGGCCGCCAACCUCGAUAAUGACGUUUCCGUUAAGGAGAAGGUCGAGGCGUUCGUCAAGUUCGCCGAGAAGUCCAAGUUUGGCAUGAUGACCACCAGAGACGCAAAGUCUGGCGCCCUGGUCUCUCGUGCCAUGGCUCUCGCCGCCUCGGAAAACGGUGGCGUCGACUUGCUCUUCCAUACCAACACCGAGUCCAACAAGACGGAUGAGAUUGACAGCGACCCCCAUAUCAACAUCGCCUUCAUCAACAGCUCCGGCGACUGGGCCUCUGUCUCGGGUAUCUCCAGCGUCAUCACCGACCGCUCGUUGGUCAAGAAGCACUACAGCCCCACCCUGAAGGCGUGGCUCGGUGAUCUCGGUGAUGGUACCCACGACGGCUCUGAGAACGAUCCUCGCAUCGGUGUCAUCCGUGUCAAGACUACCAGCAUCACGUACGCCAUCAGCAAUGCUACAUUUGUUGGCAAGGUCGCUCAGUUAGCUGAGGGCGUUGUGACAGGCAAUGCGGCGCAGGUCAACAAGUUGAGGGAGGUGACAUCCCAGGAGGUCGAGCAAUACCGCUCAGCGGCUUCCUCUUAA
Messenger RNA from Colletotrichum spaethianum, 624 nucleotides. Its product is annotated as protein bli-3. Lineage: Eukaryota; Fungi; Ascomycota; Sordariomycetes; Glomerellales; Glomerellaceae. The transcript has 2 exons. The coding region runs from base 1 to 624 and encodes 207 amino acids. The record is from RefSeq and is a predicted model, not a curated record.